Molecule: messenger RNA, 939 nt
Organism: Adineta ricciae
Lineage: Eukaryota; Metazoa; Rotifera; Eurotatoria; Adinetida; Adinetidae
Source: the annotation of a GenBank genome assembly
AUGAACAAUCCUCCUCCUCCUCCUUCUUCUUCUCAUUAUAAUUAUGGAAAUGAUGAAACAAAUCGAAAUUAUUCUCUUACACAUCAAUUAUCUGAAAAUAAUGUAAAUGUUUCACAAGAUGUAUCUUCAACUUCAUCAUGUCUUCUUCAAUCACCAGUUAUUGAUUAUUAUGGUCAACAUUCAUAUCAUCAACCAACAUCUCGUACAAUUCCACAAUAUUCUCAUCAUCUUUAUCAUGACAAUACUAAUCAUUUGUAUCGAUAUAACAAUCUUCCACAAAGUUCAUGUGUUUAUCCAUGUCAAAAUAAUUCGAAUGGAACUUAUAAUCCGGAAAAUAAUAUAUCGAAUUCGUCAAAUGGUGUUUCUCAAACAGAAAUGAUCAAUUCAAAUCUUGAUCUGUAUGGUUUAUCAAUGAGUCCAUCAAUUCCCGCUCCAUCUUCAUCUCCUCCAUCUUCAAUGGAUCGAAAAUCUUCUGAUUUAAUUCCAUUAUCUGUAUCAAAUGAUCCUUUGUCUAAACAACAAACUCCACCAGUUAUUUAUCCAUGGAUGCGUAAAGUUCAUAUAAAUAAUCCAGUUAUCAAUUAUACAAGUGGAGAAACAAAACGAGCACGAACUGCGUACACACGGCAUCAAGUUUUAGAAUUGGAAAAAGAGUUUCAUUUUAAUAAAUAUUUAACACGACGACGGAGAAUUGAAAUCGCACAUUCGCUGGUUUUAACUGAAAGACAAAUUAAAAUUUGGUUUCAAAAUCGUCGAAUGAAAUGGAAAAAAGAUCAUAAAUUACCGAACACAAAGUCGAAACUACCUGAUCAAUUACCAGCUGCGUCUACAUCAUCUGACUCUUCAUCUCCGAAUUUAAUAAAAAAAGAACAACAAGAAAUUCUUUCGCCAUUUAUUAAAGAAGAAACAUUUUCCAAUGAAUCUUCCAAUUCAAAUUGA